Capsaspora owczarzaki ATCC 30864 is the source of this 3055-nucleotide messenger RNA. RefSeq lists its product as hypothetical. Lineage: Eukaryota; Filasterea; Ministeriida; Capsasporidae. Bases 1 to 2877 code for a protein of 958 amino acids. The transcript is spliced from 3 exons. The record is from RefSeq and is a predicted model, not a curated record. Gene Ontology annotation, molecular function: protein binding.
AUGUCGACGCUCGGCGGGUUCUGGUCGCAGCGGACGGCGGCGUUGCUCGCGUCUGGAAUGCCGCCGCCGAAUGCAAACAGCGACGAGACGGGCGAGGACACCUCAGCCGGCAAUCCCACCGCCAGCACUGCUACUAACGCUACGACUGCUGCUCCCAAUGCAAAGGGCAGCAGCAGCGUGUAUGGCAGCAAGGGGACGAGCAGCAGGAGUCGCUUGUAUGCGCCUCAGCGCGCGUCGGUCGUGAGCAAGUCCAAUCCAGACAUUGCCGCAUCGUCGUCGUCGUCAACAUCGGGAUCCGUCGCUGCCAAGCCAAGCACGACGCUGGCCAAAGCAGAGGCUGCAGAGGCGAACGGCAGCAACGGGAGCUCCAACAAGCUGACCAAGUCGGCGUCAAAGCUCAAGCUCGGCGGGUCGGACUCCAAGUCAUCACAAUCCGCCAAGGACACCAAGGACAAGUCGCAGAGCAAACCAGCAAGCGAGGACGAGCGAGACACGGAUGUCGAAGAGCUCGACUCGGACAACGACCAGGACGACAGUGAUGACGAUCAGGAUCAUCGCAGCAGCCAGAUGAACGCCACAGCCAACACCAACACCACAGACUCGAGCAAUCAAGGCGGCCACUUGGCACCGAAUAGCAACGCCGCCGCAAAGGCGGGUGAAUCCAAGCAUGCAUCGUCAUUAUCGGUGCAAGCGAGUACCGCGAGUGACCGGCAUAGCAGGGCGCACGAGGCGUCGAAUUUGCGGGGACUACGAACUGCCACCACCUCCCCGCUCGCCGGUCGUGGAGCUGGAUCUGCGUCUUUGCCGUCCUUGACACUGGCACAGCUUAAAGAGGAUCAAGAGCGCGCAGUGUCGCCAUUGGCAGGCGGGACGGCGACUCGCUCGUCCAAACUAACAUCAGCAAGCUCACCCGGAAUGUCGCCGCCGGCCAAGUUGCAGUCGGGCGCCUCCUCUCCAAUGGGGUCCAUGGGGUCGAUGGGGUCCAUGUCGUCCUUGUCAGCAUCGCAGAGCAAUCUCUCGGCACUGGGUGGCCGAACCGCUUCAGCGCAAGCGUCGGCCGAGGCGGCAGCCGCAGCCACCGCGAACGGCUUGCGUUUCGAUCGGAAUGUGUUGCAUCGCGCUCUGGCCGUGGACUCUGAAGCCCGCGAGAUGCUCGAUGCUGAGAUGACGCAAAGAGAGGAGCGGGCGCGCCAGAGUGCCAAGUCGGGCGAGAAGCUGCAAACGCUCAUCCUGGCCGAGGAGGCUGUAAAGACCUUUUCAAUGCAAUUCCUGCACCGAAUCCGCAUGUCGAAUCCGCGAGAUCGGGAUGUCAUGCAGGCCACGAUGAAAAAGUAUCUCUUCACCCAUACCAUCACACCCGGCACACCCUGCACGCUUCGCGUGUCCAGCAAGUCUGUCGUGGCGGAGGCUCGCGAACCGGCGCGCAAAUCGCACAAGGAAACGAAUUACGGUGGCUACUCGACCAAGGAAGCAUCCACUGCCAAUGAUCCCGACGCCGAAUUACCCCUGUCCAUUUCGCUCUUUUCCGUCUCAACCACCUGCAUUAGUGACGACGACAGCAGCCUCUUUUCGCUGUCUCUGACGGAUUCGAAGGACAGCUCGCGUCAUUCCUGCUACGUGUUUCGAGCAGACUCGCAGCUCCCUUCCGACCCUGUUGGCGAUCCCGCCUCGAGCGCAGCGACAGGCAAUAGUGCAUCAGCAAUCCCGGUGGCGUUGGCGUUCGCAUCGGCAUUCCGAAUGGCAUAUGCACGUUUCAAACUCAUGGCAACAAAGCGCGACAGCGGCACGGGAUACACGGCGUUGCACUGGGCCGCAAAGAAAGGCCAACUCGCAUUGUGUGCAAUGUGGCUGAAGGCGGGCGCCGAUCCGAACGCGCUCUCGCGAGGCGGCUACAAUCCGCUUCAUCUCGCGACCAUGCACGGGCACAAUGAGGUCAUGCGUUUGCUCGUGCGCUCGGGAGCCAAUCCGCACGCGGAUUCCUACGGUGGCUUCAACUCGCACGAUCUGAUGACUGUUCGCGUGGUGGAAGAGAAAGUGGCCAUUGUAAGAAGCAGCGCCAGCAACACGGAUCCCGAAACCACGAGUCUUCCGGGCGACGACACGCGGCGCUCAAUCUCCUCCAUUUCGUCAGCGUCAGAGAUGCGCGGGUCCAUCAGCUCCCUGAAAGAAACGCGUGGAUCCAUCAGCUCCAUGAAAGAGGCGCGCCCUUCUAUCGGCUCCCGACCUUCCAUUACAAUCACCGACGAGAGCAACGCUGAUGAACCGCAGCAGCAGCAGCAGCAGCAGCAGCAGCAGAGUCCUGGGCGACGAAGCUGGUUUGGCACCCUCCGCAGAUCUCCGUCUGUUUCGAACGACGGUCGCUCGUCGCCUUCGCCUUCCGUGGCGAGCGAGGGUGACGGCAGCGUUUCGAAUCUCGAUGCCACGUCUCGUCGACUAUCGAGCAGCUCGACUGACUUGUCCUCUGGAGGCGAGCGCCGUUCGUCGAAGAGCAAGUUCAACACCCUUCGACGAGCAUUGGGCGGCAGCUCCAGCUUUGACGAACCAGAGCAAGAAAAGGUCGUUCGAACGCUCGAAAUUGUCUCCUCCAUGCAGAGUACCGCGAAAGGCACCAUCUCCAUUCGGGCAGUGCGUCGUUCGGCGACGGUUGCGAGUGACGACCGCGAGGAUGGGCCCGGUGAGCGCAAUUCUCUCCGAGUCUCAGCGCUCAGUGGAAUCGCUCGUUCUAUCGAGUUUGUUGGCGAGGACGGUGUUGCAUAUGCCAGGAGAUCUCUCGCCAGUAGCUACAACAAUCUUGUUGCAGCUUCUGGAAGCUCGAACGAUCUCCCUUCUCUCUCGGCUAACACAGACAGUUUUCACGAUUCCGAGACCACAGCCUAAAAGGCCAUUUUUGGCUCUGGAUGGUCGUUUUGAGAUUUGCGUUUUUUCGGAACCAAGCUGCUUAGGUUGAUUCGCUAUUUUUUCUUCUUUCAAAUGUUGUAUUUCCUGUUUAUUAUUUCUGCCACCCACCCUCCUGCUGAGUUUGAAUCUGGCUUUAGUUAGUGUGUUGAUAGAUCAG